AUGUUGCCGGUUAGGACAGCCAUUUUGGCGUCCGUUUCAAUAUGCGUUUUCGCGGCACCGCCCGGCGUCCUGCAGCGGCACGGCGAGCCGGAGCUGGUCGAAGAGCAACGACAUCCACAGCGAAAACAUUCCACACAACAUUCCAUGGGGAGGCCGGCCGUGCUGGCGGCACAAGAGUCACAAAACAAAGUUGUUGUAGCACAGACGGCAGUGGAGGUAAUCGGACUUCCAAGGUCUGUGGAAGAGGUUAAAGAGGUAAGCAGUCAUUGUAUUCAAGCCAUCUUCUCUUUAUGGUCGGCUAGCUGAAAUCUCGAAUAUUAAUUUGCCUUUUUUUGUCAUUUUUGCAUUAAUUGUCGCAUUACAAGCACAAAAGCUAUUACUUCAAUUAAACUUAUUUUUAAUAGUUUGAAAUAUAGGCAAGUCUAGGAUCAAACACCCAACUUUUUUAUAUUUUCUGACCAUUUAAUACCCCUUUAAUCAGUAGCACAUUGUUUUAGAUAUUAUCGACCAUUGAUAACUGACUUGUCGCAAAAUUUAAGCCCCAUUUCGGCCGAGGAAAGGGAAAAUUUCAACAAAAAAAAACAGUAUGAUAUUGGCAGAGACAUGGUCAAAAAAGCUUUUCCUUUAUACCGGUUGAAAUUUCUAUGCCCUAGGAUUUGUUCUCCUCCUCUCAAUCUCCAUAUCGACUAACCAUUACAAGUCUAAAACCAAAAAGUCAUGAUUUUUCUCCCGACCUCCGUAAAGCUCAGGAAACACCCGUCAAAUCGUAUGUUUACGAGGGUGGGGUUCUCGGAUAUUUAUGGGCAAUUUGUAGCCCCAAGAAUUGGGAUUACAAACCCAGAUUGUUGUAAACGUGUUGUAAUACGGAUUUCGUGUUUUUUUGCAUGCAAUUAUCUCUGUGACGUUUCAUGAGCCAUUUGCAGGGAAAGUACUCUAAUUGUAAGAGAGCUGAGGCUACGAUGAAAUUUUGCACAGAUUUAGAAUAUUUUUUUUGUAUGACAUAUGAAAGACUCAUAGCUUGCGUUUUGCAGAAAAAACCGAGAUUUUUAGAUCGAAAAAUCUUAUAAAAUAUCACACCUUUUUACUGUUUCUAUCUUACUGUUAGAAGGUAACCUUUCAAAAAAAUCAACUUUUAAGCCCGUUUUUUUUCUCUGAUCGCUCUCAGCAUUUCACAUAUUCUCUCGGCAUCAAAAAUCGUUGAAUAUCUCAGCUCCGACUACAAGACGUAAAAACGAAAAUUGUCCGAUUUCUAAACGAACACCAAUUAAUUUUUGAGACAAUUUACUCUAAUCUUUUGUUGAUAGAACGCAAAUGACGUACAAAAUUUUAAAGUGAGAAUUUUUGAAAGUGAGGAUUUUGUUUUGCCAAAAAAAGUGAAAAUCGUCAUCCUGAAUCUCCAGUUUCAAUCUGACUAUCAUAAUUUUCUUUGGGAAAAUUGCAAAAGUUCGUCUGACUUGUGAGAAUUUUCCAUUAUAUUUACAGGGUGUACCAAAAAAAUGGAAACUUUUUUUCAUUUGUCCUGACGCGAAAAUGGUUAGGUGUAGCCAAAGAAGUUUAUUACUACAAAAUUCUCUGUGUUUUUCUGUCCUAGUUUUUUGAUUUUUACGCCCAUAUCGAUUAAUCGACCUGUCUUUUUUGAACUUCAAACAAAGGAACCUCGAUUUUGGACUUAUUUUUGGAGCUGUUCGAAAAGUUAAUUUGCUCGGUAUAGAAAGAACGUUGUGUCGAAAGUAAUCACGAGGCCCAAGGAGCUUGAUACGGAUAGUAAGCGCCCAGGAAGUGAAAGAAAACGCACCGCCUGCGCUUCUUUCAACCGAAAGAUCCCCCACAGCAAAAUCCGCGAUUUUCAAGAAAAACUAGCCCUUGAGACUGACAUCAGCGACCGAUCGCUCGGCCGAAUAGUCAAAGGCGAGCUCAACCUCAUGUCAUACAAGCUCUAAAAAAUUCAGAUCUUUAAAGUCGAGAGAAAGUGCAUACAGCGCAAAAAUAUCGGAAAGUGAAACGGGUGGGCCGCAGCUCCGAGACGUGAGCGCAUUCAGUUCGCGGUUUAAUAUUUAGCGGAUACACAACCACCAGAACGAUAGAAUCUGCUUCAGUGAGGCUCCUAGCCUGUUGGCCAUCGUCAAAUACCACCAAAAUCCGGGUCGUCAUUGCUUAAGGCGGAAUUUGUGCCAGCGGCAAGAAUUCCAUGUUUUUCGUGAAUAAAUGGGACAAAAUACUAGCGCCGCGUUCAUUUCUAUUUUGUCGUGCUUCCGUGAGCUCAGCAGAACCUUGGCAAUGCAAACUUGGGGUUUCAACAGGACUCAGCGCCGGCUCACAAGGCAAAAUGGACUCAGGACCCGAAAUGGGACCGAUUUCCCCGAUUUUGUCCCGCCUGCGAAAUGGCCGCCUGCUCGCCAGAUCUGAAUCCAAUGGACUAUAUAUUUUUUAAAUAGAAGGCCAGCACCUGUACUAUGCUCCACAAAAGUUUGGAGUCGCAAAGUAAAUGAUCCGCCAAGAACGGGACCGAUUUCCCCCAUAAAAAGCUGCGGCCCGGACCCCAAAAUUUUACGUCACGUUUGGAGCUCUAUAUCGCCACCAAAGGCAGCCACUGUGAAACAGAUUGAACAUGUUAUAAACAAUACUCUAUGUUACUAAUCAUAACCGUUACUUUUGCUGAAUUUUGAUUCUCCGAAAAAAUAUAGCUAUAAAAACAAGUUUCCAUUUUUUUGGUACACCCUGUAUUAGUCUGUCGGGAAAAUAAUGAGCACUCUGUCGCAUCGAAAAUCGCAUCGCCGCCGAGAAAAUGAAUUGUGUCGCGGAAAAAAACGAAAUUUCUUUUAACUGUACCGCGAUUGGCGAAGCAACAUUGUGCUCAUUAUUUUCCCGACAGACCGACCGUUCGAUUUCUAGGAUCGUUCCUCUUUCUUUUUAAUCCAUGUUUUCGUAACCAGAGUGGCUUUUUUUCCCAUUUUGCAUCCAUUUUAUAGUAUUUUUGCCCAAUUUAAACGCGCUAAUUGCGAUGCUUGGGAAUACGCCAUGACAAUUGACUCCUUUUGCAUUUUGUUUUCUGAACUUUUCACACGGCUAAUUUAUAAUAAGAUUGCGUAAUUUUGAAUGCAAAAACCUCAAAACCUCCUUGGAAUGUCGCGAAAAAAGUAAAUUUUCAACUUUUCAAAAUGCAAUUUUUUUUACUAUUACAUCAACGAGACCGAAAAAAAAUGUAUUUACUACAUCAACGAGACCAAAAAAACGCGGCGAACAGAAAAUUGGCUUAUCGUUCGGCCAAAGAACUCAAGUUCACAGUGUUUUUUUGCUCGCAGAAAAUGAAGUCUGGGCCAAAACAGGGAUUCUGAGAGACGUUUUGUGAGACAUUUUGGAUUUUUUAAGCUAAAUUUUUCUUAUUUUGCAUGUAAUUAUAUAAGGUACAACUUGGCCAAAAAAAUGUUUGUUAUAUAAGGGUUUUGCAGUCUGUGGAUUCAUUUGAGACUAAAAUCGACCAGCUGCGCAAUUGUUCGUUAUAGCCAACCAAUCGCUGGCCAUAGAAAUCUCAGACUCAAAAAAGUUUUCAAACGACCGCUAUUUAAUCUUAGUGGGCCAAAACAACAUAAAUUUGAAUCUCUUUACGGCGUGGAAGGCAAAAUAUCCCGGGAAUUUUUUGCAAUCCCUCGCCGAAAAACGGAAGUGGCAAUAGUUCAAAAUAAUCAAAUAAAUUGUCAAUUACAUCCCCAGCCAUUUUCAGAUUAUUUUGCUUUAAGGACAUGCAAAAAAUUCAGUCCAAUUUUGGGCUCCAAGCAAUAGAGGCGAGGUUUAAAUGUAGUUGUUUUGGUCUGUUAAAAUUAAAUAGUGGUCUUUUGAAAACUGCGUAGUCUGAAAUUUCGAUGGUUAAUAGCGAUUAAAAAUCUGUUUCAUAUAGAAUAUAAUGGCCGAUUGCAAGCUUUAUGCGUGCCAAAUCUCAUCUAAAUUUGAGAGUCUUACGCCGUGCACAUUCCCUGUUUUGUCAUUCCGUCUCUAAUUAGCAUUUGUUCUCCCAAAUCAUUUCCAAAUUUGUCUUUUUAUCACAUCUUUAACCGUCAACAUCCCUAAUGAUAUGCAACUACUCUCCGGCCCCCCUCAACACACCUUCUUCGCCUUUUCUCUAUUCACAUCAUUUUCGCUUCAGGACAUGAAGAGCCCGUCGCAUGGUGAGCUGCUCACCAGCUCGAUGAAGGCGGUCUUCGAGGUCUGUAUGUAUCGGUACGAUGAGGUGGACACGACCAGAAUGUUCAUCGAUGGACCGCUGACGCUGAUGGCGGCGGUGGGAGCGUUGGUGGGAGCCAAGCUGGCCGUGAAGUUCUUGGCACAAGCGGGUCUGAACAGGGACCUGACAGCAGGUGAGAGGGGGAGAAUACAGUGGGGUGAUUUCUUAAGUUUCUUCAAGCAUAUAGGGACGGACCUGAUCCUGUGGCAAAAAACGUACCAUUUUACAUCCAGCAAGUGUCAAAAAUGUGGCAAAAUGCUUCCCUCACCACGUGAAAAAAAACUUCGUUUUGAAGGGCGCGCUUUUGAAAUCGGGGUUUUUUCACUUGGAGAGGGAAGCAUUUUGCCACAUUUUUGAUACUUCCCCGGUGCAAAAUGACACGUUUUUUGCCACUGGAUCGGGUCCCCCACUGUAGUGGACUUUUUUUUCUCUGCGAACGGACCCUCAGAUUUUGACGAAACUUGGCACAAAUUUAGACAAAUUUUUUUGAGUCGAGCAUUCGUCCUAGCUCGCGGUUUGCCGAGAAUACCUCGAUUUUUAGACCAAAAGUUGAAAUAUUGAAAGUGAACGGACCCUUCACUGAAUAGCCUUGCAAAGAUUUCUUUUUCAGCUCUCUACGUUCUCUGUUUCUGCGACUCGUUCCUUAUCAUCAACGUCUCCGUUAACCAUGCCUUCGAGGCGACCGGCAUCCUCAUCGCCGACUAUAACCCCAUGUGGGACAAACAAAACUAUGUCCUCCUCACUCAUGGUCUCUGCACCAUUGCAACGACAGCAUCGGUAAGCGGGACCUGAACGCCAGACAUAUUUACGAUAUUUCUUAUUUUUUGCAACAUUUGCAUUCAAACUUUUUUGCAGACAAUGCUCGUUGUUUACAUCACCUUUCAACGGUUUCUUGUGGUCUGGUGGCCGCUCAAGUAUGCGAAGCUGUGUGAUCGGAAGCGUAAACCCGAACAUCAGCCAUUCCGACGUCUGAGCAGUCAGAUGGACUCGGACUGGACGACCUCCAGCUAUCGGCGCACGCUGAGUUUCAAGAUUCCCGGACAGAACGCGCUGAAGCGGAAGACCAUGCCGUCAUUCAAGAAGAUUCUGCGGCCCUUUCUCUUUCCAGGUACAGACUGUUGAAGGCGUUGAAGUAAAAGUUUCACGUAUAGAACAAGCAAAGAGAAAAACAAGGAAUACCGCACGUCAAACUUAGAUGAGCUAAAAUGAUUUGAUUGCUAAUUCUUCAAAGAAAGACGCGAAAAUUCCUUUAGUCGGGGGAGAAAUGGGGAAUUUUUAGGGCGAGAGAUUGCGUCUUUUCUCUGUCUUCUCUGUGAAAUCAAGACGAAGCGUAAAAAAUCUAUUCCGGUCUCCUCAAUUUGACGUGUACCGUUUUUAAAAGCACCUGCACUGUAAUGCUCCUCGUUUUUUCAGUCCUGAUAGUCCUCUGCUCCGUGAUCAUCAGCAGUUCCGUGUUCUACGAGUUCUACUCGGCGCCAUGCCUCAACAUGAUACAUAGAAAAAUGGCGGUUUAUUUGAAAGUAACCGAUUUACGGACCCAUCAACUUGUAAGUUAGGAAACUCCUUAUUUGAGCCCAAAAUUUAGUACAAUAGCAUACGCACGGUUAUCAUGAUGGUCACGCAGGCGAUUGGGCCUGUAACGACGAUUUCAUUGCUAACAGCGUUGACCGAAUACAAAGUUCAAGCAAGUCUGAAGGCGAGAAGGCUGUAAGUUGAGGUUUAUUUGUUGAUAACAUCGCAAGAUGUGAUAAACAUACUUUUCAAUCAAUCUCUUUGUAUCGUACAGUUCUUACAAUAGAUUUUCAGACUCUUCGAAAGCCAACAACGGCGUCGUUCACUCGUCCAGAUGGAGGAAAUGAAAGAAAAACUUUCUCGGUUUGUCGCCAUCUUCAUUGCUGUCAAAUUCAUUGUUUUACGGUAGGAAUAGUAUCCCUUAUGGCACAGAUUUUAAUCGUCAUUGCUCCACAAAUUCAUUCCCAAAAUUUUCAGCUCACUGCCAAGCUUCUUUGACGUGUACGAGUUGGUCUAUGGGAUCGAAUCGUUCGGUCGUGUCCUCUCAACCUUGGUGAACUACUCCGACUUUGCUGUGGUUCUGAACAGCGCCACGAAUUCGUUCGCCUAUUUCGGGAAGGCCGGAUGGAUUGAGAGCAAGUUGCGCGGAAGAUUACUCAGGAAAAGCACAAUGCACAAGCAUAGUGUGAACAGUACGGAUGUAAGUUUAAUCUGAUAUUGCUCUCGGUAGAAAUAUUCUUGAUUGCAAAGCAUUGUAAUGACGGUAUUAUACUGAUUCUGGAUUUUUGGGAACAAUUAUCAGUAUGUCGGGAAAAUAAUGUGGAUUCUUUGCGCUUUGUAAAUUCCCAUUGUCACUUUGCGACGGCUAGCCGCGGCUGGAGAUUUGGUCUGCGAUUGUGACGAAGUGUUCUGCGACAGAUCCACAUUAUUUUCCCGGCUGACUGAUACAUGAUCUGAUAAAAAUAGAAAUGGGUUGGGAGUCGGACCGAAAGGUCCGAUACUCAGCCCGGCAAUACCCCCUAGUGUAUUCUAACACAACGAAAAUUGGUGUUAGCUAGCGAAAACCUCCUAGAAGAUUUGAAAACAAAAAAACGGCGGCGAAUUUAACCCAUUGUUUCUUUCUCCAUCAUUUCUUUGGCUUUACAAUCAUAAUUUCAUAUCUUAUUGCUAGUAAGCUCAAUUUCCCGGGCCGAGCCGUCUCAAAUUUGCUUUGACCCGGUGUGGGAGUCAUUUCUGACUUGAUAGCACAUCUUUAAAAAAAAGACCGCUUAUCAAAAGAGUUCGUGAAGGAUGAUUUAUAAGCCGACUAAAGGUGUUUGUUGUGGUUUAAACUAUAGAAUGCGGGUUGUGCUUUUAAAUCCCAUGUCUUGAGAAAAAGUGUGGCUAAAAAAAUUUUAAGGCGAUUUUUUCGCAACAGCGGAUUGCUAGAUUCCUUGAAUUUCCCAUUAACAUGAUGAAAAAAAAUCCUUUUUUUAUCGUUUUAAAAUUGAAAUUAACAAUUCGAACAGAAAAAAGCACGUCCAAAAUCGAGGUCCCUCUGUUUGACAUUCAAAAAAGGAGUGUUAGUCAACCGAUAUGGACAUGAAUUAUAAGGCCUAGGAAAGAAAAUCACGUAGAAUUUGUCAGUAUGAAAAUCAUUUUGCUAGACUAAAAAAUUUUCGCGUCAGGACCCAAUGAAAAAAGUUUUCAUUUUUUGCCGCACCCUGUAUAUUUUUUUAAAAGUUUAAACCGCUUAUGCUAACCAAUCCAAGAUUUCAAUUUCAGGGCCAAAGUAGCAAAGUCCCGAAAAGCCCGCGACGCCUCUCCGUGACGCCGCAACCGAUCACCUCCAUUUCUCAGGAAGACUGCUGCUCGAUGUUGGACGCUCGCCGGCCCUCGCUCCGUUCCGAGCAUCGGCUGGGCGUUUGA
Bursaphelenchus xylophilus (pine wood nematode) is the source of this 7639-nucleotide messenger RNA. The record is from the annotation of a GenBank genome assembly. Lineage: Eukaryota; Metazoa; Nematoda; Chromadorea; Rhabditida; Aphelenchoididae.